Aedes aegypti (yellow fever mosquito) is the source of this 914-nucleotide messenger RNA. Its product is annotated as gamma-secretase subunit Aph-1. The transcript has 2 exons. Gene Ontology annotation, molecular function: protein-macromolecule adaptor activity. Lineage: Eukaryota; Metazoa; Arthropoda; Insecta; Diptera; Culicidae. Gene Ontology annotation, biological process: protein processing; Notch signaling pathway; positive regulation of catalytic activity. Gene Ontology annotation, cellular component: membrane; endoplasmic reticulum; gamma-secretase complex. The record is from RefSeq and is a predicted model, not a curated record. Bases 126 to 845 code for a protein of 239 amino acids.
GUGUAGCAUCUGUUUUGAGUUUUGACAGAUAGAUUAGUCAUUCGUUCGCGAAUAUCCAAACAAACUUUCCAACAAUUUCUAGUUUUUGUAGUUUUUAAAUAAGUUAAGUUUAACAAUAACGAACCAUGACCGUCGUGGAGUUCUUCGGCUGCUCGUUCCUGGCCUUCGGGCCUCCGCUGGCGAUGUUUUCCCUGACGAUUGCCCACGACCCCAUCCGUAUCAUCAUUCUGAUAGCAGCUUCCUUCUUCUGGCUGGUCUCGCUGCUGUUUUCCUCGACCGUCUGGUUCACGGUUUAUCCUUUGAGGGAUAAGAUCGCUUUCGGGCUGAUAUGCUCCGUGUUCAUUCAGGAAGCAUUCCGCUAUUUGAUGUACAAGCUGCUGCGGAAAACCGAGCGAGGACUGCAGGAGGUGACCGAAAUCGUACGAAUCUCUGACUACAAGCACAUCCUGUCGUACGUCUGUGGGCUCGGGUUCGGCAUCAUCAGCGGUGCCUUUUCGCUGGUGAACAUUCUGGCCGAUUCGGUGGGACCGGCCACGGUGGGUCUGAAGGCCGGAUCAAACAUUUUCAUCGUGAUCAGUGCAGCCCAGUCGCUCUGUAUGAUUCUGCUGCACACCUUCUGGAGUGUGAUCUUCUUCAAUGCGUGCGACCUGAAGAACUACUACCAUAUUGGAUACGUGGUCGUGAGCCACCUGUUUGUGUCCUGCAUAACGCUAUUGAAUGGCCAGGAGCUGUUUGCCGUUUCGCUGACGGCGUCCUACAUUGUGAUGUUGGUGACGAGUGUGAUUGCCUUCCGAGUGGUGGGAGGAAAUUUAGCUUCGUUUAAGAAAUUUAUUACUUGCAAGUAAAUUGAACUCUAAAAUAUCAUAACUUAUAUCAUCUCUUAAUUUUAAAUACAGUCUAUUAUCCAAGAAACA